Molecule: messenger RNA, 3375 nt
Organism: Budorcas taxicolor (takin)
Lineage: Eukaryota; Metazoa; Chordata; Mammalia; Artiodactyla; Bovidae
Gene: TUBGCP4
Product: tubulin gamma complex associated protein 4
Exons: 18
Coding region: 228-2228 (666 amino acids)
Biological process (GO): mitotic cell cycle; meiotic cell cycle; cytoplasmic microtubule organization
Cellular component (GO): centrosome; spindle pole; gamma-tubulin complex
Molecular function (GO): gamma-tubulin binding; microtubule minus-end binding
Source: RefSeq, a predicted model, not a curated record
AGCCGGCGAGGGGGCCCAGCCGAGCGCGGCGCACUUCCGGGACGCGGCGCGCCGGCUGCUUUCCGUCCGGUCUCCCCUGCAGUUGUCUCGGCGGGUCAAGUCAGGAGGAACAGUGCGUCCCGGAGACCUCUGCGCACAUAGAGAAGGGAGCGCUCGCCUCCUUGGUCGCCAGCUGAGGCCCUGGAGGAGGGCGCGACGGAUAUAGGGACUCGAGGUCCGCCGUGGGAAUGAUCCACGAACUGCUCUUGGCUCUGAGCGGGUACCCAGGGUCCAUUUUCACCUGGAACAAGCGGAGUGGCCUCCAGGUGUCACAGGACUUCCCAUUUCUUCAUCCCAGUGAAACCAGUGUCUUGAAUCGCCUCUGCCGGCUGGGCACGGACUAUAUUCGCUUCACCGAGUUCAUUGAACAGUACACGGGCCAUGUGCAGCAGCAGGAUCACCAUCCAUCUCAGCAGGGCCAAGGUGGGUCACAUGGAAUCUACCUCAGGGCCUUCUGCACGGGGCUGGAUUCAGUUUUGCAGCCUUACCGCCAAGCUCUACUUGAUUUGGAACAAGAGUUCCUGGCUGACCCCCAUCUCUCCAUAUCACAUGUCAAUUACUCCUUAGAUCAGUUCCAGCUCCUUUUCCCCUCUGUGAUGGUUGUAGUAGAACAAAUUAAAAGUCAAAAGGUUCAUGGUUGUCAAGUCCUGGAAACAGUAUACAAACACAGCUGUGGGGGGUUGCCUCCUGUCCGCAGCGCACUAGAAAGGAUCCUGGCCGUGUGUCACGGGGUCAUGUAUAAGCAGCUCUCAGCCUGGAUGUUACAUGGACUCCUCUUGGAUCAGCACGAAGAGUUCUUUAUCAAACAGGGUCCAUCUUCCGGGAAUGUCAGCGCCCAGCCAGAAGAGGAUGAGGAGGAUCUGGGCAUUGGGGGACUGACAGGAAAACAACUGAGAGAACUCCAGGACUUGCGCCUGAUAGAGGAGGAGAACAUGCUGGCGCCAUCUCUCAAACAGUUUUCUCUGCGAGUGGAGAUUCUGCCGUCCUACAUUCCAGUGAGGGUUGCUGAAAAAAUCCUCUUUGUGGGAGAAUCUGUCCAGAUGUUCGAAAAUCAAAAUGUAAACCUGACCAGGAAAGGAUCCAUUCUGAAGAACCAGGAGGACACUUUUGCAGCAGAGUUGCAUCGUCUCAAGCAGCAGCCCCUCUUCAGCCUGGUGGACUUUGAGCAGGUGGUGGAUCGUAUUCGCAGUACUGUGGCCGAGCAUCUCUGGAAGCUGAUGGUGGAAGAGUCAGAUUUACUGGGUCAGCUGAAGAUCAUUAAAGACUUUUACCUUCUGGGACGUGGAGAACUGUUUCAGGCCUUCAUUGAUACAGCCCAACACAUGUUAAAAACACCACCCACUGCAGUAACUGAACAUGACGUGAACGUGGCCUUCCAGCAGUCGGCGCACAAGGUGCUGCUGGACGACGACAACCUGCUCCCUCUGCUGCACCUGACGAUCGAGUAUCACGGCAAGGAGCACAAAGAUGCUACUCAGGCAAGAGAAGGGCCUUCUCGGGAAACUUCUCCGCGAGAAGCCCCUGCAUCCGGCUGGGCGGCCCUGGGUCUUUCCUACAAAGUGCAGUGGCCACUACACAUUCUCUUCACCCCUGCUGUCCUGGAAAAGUACAAUGUCGUUUUCAAGUACUUGCUGAGUGUGCGCCGGGUGCAAGCUGAGCUGCAGCACUGCUGGGCCCUACAGAUGCAGCGCAAGCACCUCAAGUCCAACCAGAGCGAUGCAGUCAAGUGGCGCCUCAGAAACCGCAUGGCAUUCUUAGUGGAUAACCUGCAGUACUACCUCCAGGUAGAUGUGCUGGAGUCUCAGUUCUCACAGCUGCUUCAUCAAAUCAAUUCGACCCGAGACUUUGAAAGCAUCCGAUUGGCUCACGACCACUUCCUGAGCAAUCUGCUGGCCCAGUCCUUUAUCUUGUUGAAACCUGUGUUUCACUGCCUGAAUGAAAUCUUAGAUCUCUGCCACGGCUUCUGCUCACUGGUCAGUCAGAACCUGGGCCCACUGGAUGAACGUGGGGCUGCCCAGCUCAGCAUCCUGGUAAAGGGCUUUAGCCGUCAGUCGUCCCUCCUAUUCAAGAUCCUCUCCAGUGUUCGCAAUCAUCAGAUCAACUCGGAUUUGGCUCAGCUACUCCUACGACUAGAUUAUAACAAAUAUUACACCCAGGCUGGUGGCACUCUGGGCAGUUUCGGGAUGUGAGAAUUUCUGGUCCACAACCUGAAAUAAUCCCACUGCAUUGUGACAGAAGAUUCAAAACAAACAUCCCCUUUCUCUCGCCGGCCUCCGUACAGCUGCAGCUACUAGAAAAGCUCUGACUUCUCUCCUAGAAGCCAUUACUGAACAUCCACGGGUGCAAGUCCUUCCCCUGGUUCCUGUGUGGGAGGGGCCUCUGCCCCACCCCCGCAGAGUUCUCAACUCUGUAGCUUGUAGCUUCGGCCCACCGCUGACCAGGCAAGGUCUGUUACGUUGGGAACAUUUGUUGGAGGUUACCUACUACAUGCCUAAGUACUGUUCAAGCUUCGAGAGACACAGCAGUAAGUUACACAGCUCAGAACAUUAUAUGGCUCAUGUGAGAAAGGAAUUAUAAACAGGUCGAAUGCUGGAUGUUACCACUGAGCAAGAAAAACACCACGUAAGCUAGGUUUGCCCACAGACCUCCUUUCCUCUUUCAGAAAUUGAAAUGGAGAGUCUCCCAUCCUUAAGGGUCUUCAACUGUGACUGAAGAAUUCUACCAGUAACUUCCAGUUAUUUCAGACUGUUAAGAAUGUAUUUUUUUUUUAACAAAGAGAAAAGGGUCCUUACGGGAAAAAAAAAAAAAGAUUUCAAAUACUUAAAGAUGCAGGUCUGAUUAUCCCUUAUUAGAUGAACCACAGGAGUAAUAUGCCCAGCCAUCACUGAUAACCAUCAAUCUUCAUAUCAGUAUGAGCCAAAAUAAAUAUGCAUUGGACAACUGCCUCCAAACUGAAAGAUAAUUCUGGCUUCACUCAAUCUGGCCCUUGUCCAUCCCUCUUCUACCACAUAUAGACAUCUAUCCCCUGUAACUGUUAGCUAAAGAUGACCCUUCCACUGCUGCCUCUGGAGCAGAGGUUAGCAUUACUAUGGUCAGCCUGUUUUUGUAAAUAAAGUUUUAUCGGCACACAGCCACACUCAUUUGCUUACCUAUUGUCUACAGUUGCUCUCAUGCCAUCAUAGCAAAGAUGAGUAGUAGUGACACACCAAAUGGCCCACAAAGCCUAAAAUAUUUACUAUUUGGCAGGAGGAAAAGAAGGUAUUAGAGAUUUAAGCCUUGAUUUAGAGAAUGAGAGGACAUUUAACAGGGAUGAUGCUAGGAGUAGAAAAGGAACAG